AUGGCUGUAAGAGAGGUUCACCAUCAAUUCCACUGGCCAUUACCUAUUGUAACCCACAGUACAUAUCAGCAUUUGAAGAAAACAUCACCAGCUUCCAACUCUACUCUGACAGCUUCAUGUACACCUAGUGACCUCAACCUUAUAAAUGGCCUGAAUUCCAAUGCAGAGUAUCCAGCAUCUGGCACCAAAUGUAACCUGGAGUUACUUCAUGGACUAGAACCAUCACAACCAUUGACUGUGGACUCAAUCAGUUCUGCUUAUGCCUCUGAUGAGGUAUUCCUGAAACCACAAACAAAUAAAAAUGAAGAUAGCAGUGUAGCAACAACAGAAGUGUUAUCUGAUAAUAGUUCAUGGUUAGCUGAGCAAGAUUUGGUUGCUGAUUCCAUGUCAUUCUCUUCAGACUUGCAAAUCACUCAAGAACUUGAGAUGCUUUCUCAAGAGGUAGCCAACAAGGGUCCUCCUCAAUCUGAUCUUGAACUUCGGUAUCUGCUACAGGUGGUCCUUGAAGCUGGGUGCCUAGAAUGGGCUCUCAUUAUUGCCGUGGUGCUAAGAGAUGCUUUGGCUGUAGUUCGUACUGUGAAUACUGCCAGCAUGACAGACACACCACUAGAGAUUGUUGGCCGCAUGAGAGAGGGUUUGUCCUACCUGGAACUCUGGGCCGAGACUGAGUGUGUUGGUUAUAAAGCAUUCUUCCGCUCUAUCCGUGGCCAGAUUCAGGUACUUGAUAAAGUGGUGGAUCUGGCACCAACUGUUGCUAAACUGACAAUAUUGCCUGUGGAGGACAGUCCGGAAGAAACAGAAUCAUCAGCUAUCUCACCUGUUGCUCAAACAAUACGGACCGAGAGCAUUGACCAAAACUGUGCUGAACCAUUGAUAGAUAAAGAAGAAAAAAACAAUGACUGUGUUUUAUCUUGA
Molecule: messenger RNA, 915 nt
Organism: Acanthosepion pharaonis
Lineage: Eukaryota; Metazoa; Mollusca; Cephalopoda; Sepiida; Sepiidae
Source: the annotation of a GenBank genome assembly